CCCGUCCCCGUCGCUCUGUGUCCAGAGGAGAGGAGCGGCCGCCAUGUUAACCAAGAAGCCCGGAUCCUCGGUCCUCCCAACGGGCAAAGCGGGAGAGCCGGUUUACUCCGGUGGCUCCCAGACGACGUCGCCUGCUGCGCUGCCGCGAUUCCGCAACAUCAACCACAACCACAACGCGCUGCCGGGAGGCCCUAAAGCCGCCAUGUCGGAGGCCCCCCCGCUGCAGGAGGAGAACACCAACAAGCGUCCUGUUCUGACGUCCCAGCCCAACGGGCUCCUGGCUCCUCUGUGCUCCUCCUCCUCCUCCUCCUCCUCCAGGACAGGCCUCCCCCAGCCGGCCCGGCAGCCCUCGGCCCCCGAGCCCCCCCCCGACUGCCGGCAGGGCGGCGCCUCCUCCGCCAAGUCGUCGUCGGAGGGGAAGCCGAAGCCCGGCUACCAGACGCCGGAGGCGGCCAUGAAGCAGUUCAUGUCCAAGAUGUCGUCGCUGGAGCACCACGAGGUGUUCGGCUACCCCGAGGUGUAUUUCGUGGGCCCGAAUGCUAAGAAGCGCUCGGGGGUGAUGGGCGGAGCCAACAACGGCGGCUACGACGACGACCAGGGAUCCUACAUCCACGUCCCCCACGACCACAUCGCCUACCGCUACGAGGUGCUCAAGGUCAUCGGCAAGGGCAGCUUCGGACAGGUGGUGAAGGCCUUCGACCACCGGUCCCAGACCCACGUGGCCCUGAAGAUGGUCCGCAACGAGAAGCGGUUCCACCGGCAGGCGGCGGAGGAGAUCCGCAUCCUGGAGCACCUGAGGAAGCAGGACCAGGACUCCAGCAUGAACGUGAUCCACAUGCUGGAGAACUUCACCUUCCGCUCGCACAUCUGCAUGACCUUCGAGCUGCUGAGCAUGAACCUGUACGAGCUCAUCAAGAAGAACAAGUUCCAGGGCUUCAGCCUGCCGCUGGUCCGCAAGUUCUCCCACUCGCUGCUGCAGUGCCUGGAGGCGCUGCAGCGCAACCGCAUCAUCCACUGCGACCUGAAGCCCGAGAACAUCCUGCUGAAGCAGCAGGGCCGCAGCGGCAUCAAGGUCAUAGAUUUUGGUUCCAGCUGUUAUGAACAUCAGAGAGUUUACACCUACAUCCAGUCACGAUUCUACCGAGCACCGGAGGUCAUCCUGGGCUCCAGGUACGGGAUGCCCAUCGACAUGUGGUCCCUGGGCUGCAUCCUGGCCGAGCUGCUGACCGGCUACCCGCUGUUGCCGGGCGAGGACGAGGCGGACCAGCUGGCGUGCAUCAUGGAGCUGGUGGGCAUGCCGGGCCAGAAGCUGCUGGACGCCUCCAAGCGGGCCAAGAACUUCGUGUCCUCCAAAGGUUACCCGCGGUACUGCACCGUCACCACGCUGCCCGACGGCACCGCCGUGCUGAACGCCGGGCGCUCGCGGCGCGGGAAGGUACGCGGCGCGCCGGGCAGCAAGGACUGGAGCGCGGCGCUGAAGGGCGGCGACGACCCGCUGUUCCUGGACUUCCUGAAGCAGUGCCUGGAGUGGGACCCGGCGCUCCGGAUGACGCCCAGCCAGGCGCUGCGCCACCCGUGGCUGAGGAGGCGGCUCCCCAAGCCACCGACCGGCGCCGCCGACAAAACCUCCUCCUCCUCCGCCGCCGUCGCCUCCAAACGCGGAACCGGCGCCGACGGCGCCUUCACCUCCAUAUCCAAGCUCGCCGCCGCCACCUCCUCGACCGCCACCUCCUCCUCCUCCUCCAAAACCAGGACUAACUUGGCGGCGAUCACCGACGCCAACGGGAACAUCCAGCCGAGGACGGUGCUGCCGAAGCUGGUCAGCUGAGGGCGGGCGCACCCCGCGCUCGCCGCGGCGGCAGAGUUGUGAAGCGGCGCUCGUGAGCCACGGCGGCCGGAUGGGAACCGCAUAAAACAAAAAGGGUUUUGUCCAGUUGGGAGGAGGAGCGCUUGUUUUACGUUUCACGGCUGCGUCUGCGCGGCGUCUGACGCGGAGGUGCGUUCAGGGACAAGAAACUCAGCGGUCGAAUGGGCCGCUCGGCCGAGCUGAAGGAAACUUUAUGGGAAAUGCGUUCAGCGAGACAGGAAGUGACCUCACAGGAUUAAAGUGACAAGCAGCACACUUUCACUCCAAACACGUCAACAAGACGUCAAACACACGUCAACAACACGCCAACAACACGUCAAACACACGUCAACAACACGUCAAACACACGUCAACAACACGCCAACAACACGUCAAACACACAUCAACAAGACAUCAAACACACGUCAACAACACGUCAAACACACGUCAACAAAAUGUCAAACAACACGCCAACAACACGUCAAACACACGUCAACAAGACAUCAAACACACGUCAACAACACGUCAACAACACGCGGCGCUGACGGAGGGAACAAAGCUUUUUUUUAUGUUUUUAACCACAGAAUCUUUUUAGCCGGUAAAUCGACACCAAAAAACAACUUUCUUACGAUCUUAGUUCUACGAGGUUUUAUCCGUUGCUUGUUGUUUAUCGACAAACAGGUCGGAUAUUACGCCUCGUCACUAAAAAACUAAAAACAACGUUAGCAUACUAACGUUGUUUCGUAUCUACAAAAUACUUGUUACAGUUUAGGGAACACGAGCCGGCACUAACAACGUUAGCCGGCUCGUUAGCCGUUUAUUUUAGUGUGUAGCUAGUCUAGCAUGCUAGCUUAGUGCCUGGCAGCUGGUCAAAAAAACGCUGGUUGUUACUUUGCGAACUUUAAACCGGUCGGUCGUAGCCGGAGGACUACUUGCCUUCUCUUGGCGGUCUGGUGGCCUUAGCCUUGUGUUAGCCGUAGCCCGUUAGCCCGUUAGCACGGCCCAGCCUUACCAAGCACACACUUAGCACUUCUUUUUUUAUCCUUUUUUCUUCGGAGGUUUAGCAGGAAGAAGUUUGUCUGGAUAAAGUCGCAGUUUGGUUCCUACAAAGUCAUCGGGAUGCAAAAUGGCUGAAAGUAGAAGUCAAAAGAAAAGAAAUCAACCAAAGUGGAGAGAACGUGAUGAAAGGGAAGGAUUCUGAUUCAGGAAAACUGAAACAAAAAAGAUAAAGAAAAGAUAAAAUAUUAUUCUGAUGGUUUCACGACUGUUUUAAAGACACGAUUUAAACAUUUUUAAAACAUUACUUUAUGAAAUCUUGUUUUUAAGGGGAAGAUAAAACUCACAAGACGCUAAAUAUAAAUCAGAAAGGAAGAAAAGAGGACGCAGCAUUCAGGACUACAUAGAGGACUACAUUCAGGACUACAUAGAGGACUACAUCAGGACUACAUAGAGGACUACAUGCAGGACUACAUCCAGGACUACAUAGAGGACUACAUCCAGGACUACAUAGAGGACUACAUUCAGGACUACAUCCAGGACUACAUAGAGGACUACAUUCAGGACUACAUCCAGGACUACAUAGAGGACUACAUUCAGGACUACAUAGAGGACUACAUUCAGGACUACAUAGAGGACUACAUCCAGGACUACAUAGAGGACUACAUUCAGGACUACAUAGAGGACUACAUUCAGGACUACAUCCAGGACUACAUAGAGGACUACAUUCAGGACUACAUAGAGGACUACAUCCAGGACUACAUAGAGGACUACAUUCAGGACUACAUAGAGGACUACAUCCAGGACUACAUAGAGGACUACAUUCAGGACUACAUCCAGGACUACCUAGAGGACUACAUCCAGGACUACAUAGAGGACUGCAUUCAGGACUACAUAGAGGAAUACAUAGAGGACUACAUCCAGGACUACAUAGAGGACUACAUUCAGGACUACAUAGAGGACUACAUCCAGGACUACAUAGAGGACUACAUCCAGGACUACAUAGAGGACUACAUUCAGGACUACAUCCAGGACGACAUAGAGGACUACAUCCAGGACUACAUUCAGGACUCAUCCAGGACUACAUCCAGGACUACAUAGAGUACUACAUCCAGGACUACAUAGAGGACUACAUCCAGGACUACAUUCAGGACUACAUCCAGGACUACCUAGAGGACUACAUCCAGGACUACAUAGAGGACUACAUCCAGGACUACCUAGAGGACUACAUUCAGGACUACAUAGAGGACUACAUCCAGGAAUACAUAGAGGACUACAUACAGGACUACCUCGAGGACUACAUCCAGGACUACAUUCAGGACUACAUCCAGGACUACAUCCAGGACUACAUAGAGGACUACAUCCAGGACUACCUAGAGGACUACAUUCAGGACUACAUAGAGGACUACAUCCAGGACUACACAGAGGACUACCUAGAGGACUACAUUCAGGACUACAUAGAGGACUACAUCCAGGACUACAUAGAGGACUACAUCCAGGACUACAUAGAUGACUACCUAGAGGACUACAUUCAGGACUACAUAGAGUACUAAAUCCAGGACGACAUAGAGGACUACAUCCAGGACUAAAUCCAGGACGACAUAGAGGACUACAUCCAGGACUACAUUUUUUUUUAGAGAAUAAGGGACAAUGCAUAUUGAUAGACAGUACAAUGUACAUGUAAAUAUGCCAGAUUAUAGCCGGGAGGCUAGUUUCCAUCUGUAGUACAUCCAGGACUACAUCCAGGACGACAUAGAGGACUACAAGAAGACGUCAGCUGUUAAUAUCUUCUGGUUGGUUGUCAUGGAGACGGAAACAGCCACGGAUGAAGUACUUAGACUUGAUAUUGUAACUUGCUAACGUUAUGUUAGCAUGUGACGUUAGCCUAUGGCGUUAGCAUGAGAUGUUAGCAUAUGGUGUUAGCGUGAUACGUUAGCAUAUGGCGUUAGCGUGAGAUGUUAGCCUAUGGCGUUAGCGUGAGACGUUAGCGUGAUAGUCGACGGUGCUCUGGUUUCUAUUCAGGUUUUCUCUGUAAGUUCUGAUACUUCUGAGAGGUUUAGACUAAACAUUAAAACAUUAAAACGCUCAUCAGGUGGUGCUGCACUUAUAUUUAAUGAGACGUGGACGUCGUCUCCGUCAGCUGUAGGUUUGUGGUGUUCUGAAGUUUGUGUCGGCCAUCUUGGUUUUUUGCAACCAUGAGUGACGAGUGGGCGGAGCUAAGUGCAACUGAAUGCUGAAUAAAGACAUUUAAAGAGACUAAAAUGCUACAAUUAACUUUAAUGAAGUGAAAACAUACUGUGAAAGACAAUAACAGGGACCUGUCAAUCACCUUGUAGCCCCGCCCCCAAAGCACACUCUACUUUAUGGUCUGUUUAUGACCAUCAUCUACUAAAUAAACAGAGGAGUCGCCCCCUGGUGGUCAGGAGAGAGAAUGCAGCUUUAACACAUGAAGCAUAGACUUCUAUACAACCAGAGGAGUCGCCCCCUGGUGGCCAGUAGAGGGAACUCAAGUGAUACAAGUGAACAUGGUUGUGUCUCCUCCUGCUUGGAGAGGCUCCGCCUCCCUGAACUUGAGUCUGUUGUGUCUCCAACAUGAAGGAGUCACUUCCUGGUGUGACUGAUGAAGACAAGUGAACGGACUGCGAGUCAAGAGACUUCAGACACAUUCAAACAUCCACUCAGAACAAUGUUCAUGUGAUCAGGAGUUAUCUAUUAACAGACAUUUUCAAUAUUUAUUAAUCUAAUCUACAUAUUUACUACGAUGUUCAUACCGUAUACUUGAAUGUGUGUGCGUGGGGGUUGUAUGUAGCAGUGUGUGUGUGUGUGUGUGUGUGUGUGUGUGUGUGUGUGUGUGUGUGUGUGUGUGUGUGUGUGUGUGGACGUAACGAGGGUUUUCUUAAAGCUUGUUCCCUCAAACCUACAGCGACGUAAAAAACAACUGUACCUGAAUGCACCCACAGGAAGUCGAGUCAUACUGGGAGGAGGAGCAGGAGAAGCAGGAGGAGCAGGAGGAGGAGCCGUGAUGUCCUGUAGCGAGUGGGAGGAGCCUCUGUUCCUCUGAUGUUCUUGCUGGUUUUCUAACGAUCUGAUUGGUUGAUUGUGUUUUUUAAAAAUCGUUGUACUUUUUUUUCCUUCUUUUUUAAGAGUGCUGAGAGUCGCUACUUUGUGCCUUCAGUAUCUCGUCGCCAUGACAACGCUGCCCCCCCCCCCCCCCCACACACACACACACACAAAUAAAACACGCAGACAUUCGCGGUCAGUAACCACGGCGACGUGUCAACGUUUUUUUUGUGCACAAUGUACACAUAUCAGCCAACUGUCGCCUCGGCUACGCAAACACUAGCCAAUCGAACACUAGCGUCCGGCCGCUAGCUGCUGCACUGACGUUCAUGACGCUAAGCUAGCCUGAUGCUAACCGACUGCUAGCAGCACGCUACAGGUUCACACCAGCUAGCUGUUAGCGUGUUUUUUAAAGCUCGGGAUGCACCGGUUGUAAAACUGCCCUUACCAACGUUUAUGUUUUUGUUGUUAUUUAUUCCCCUUAUUGUUCCGUGGAAAACACAGAAUUCAUCCUAUUAAAAAAUCAGUUUUAAAGUCAUGACAUUCUCCUGCGUGAGCACAAAGUCAAUCAUACAAAUUUAUAAGAAACAACCUUUUUAAUAUAAACUUCUUUCACGUGAAAGAGAUCUUUUUCUUUCUUUUUAGCUACUACACAAAUCUUAUUAAUAAGGUUUCAUUACUUUAAAUACUUUUUGUAUAACUUAAAAUGUAAUUAAAUAUAAAUAGGGCUAACUUUCAACUUUUGUGUUUUUCCAUAAAGUGCAAUAUUUCCACAGUUUCACUUUUCUAAGCGAGCCGUUGCCUCGGCGCGGUGCAUCCCUCCUCUCCCGUUACCUCAGGCGUCGCCGUCGUUGUGAUUUUAAUAACCGGCGUCGGCGUCGUGACUCGCAUUUGGUUUGAAUCUACCAAAGUGCAUUCCUCCACAAAGCUAGCUGAGAGCUAGCGGCUCAGACAGACGGAAGCAGAAAACACGUGAACAGAAAAGACGAGAGAAGCUUCCAGGCGUUGAGAACAGCUGUUCUUCAUUUUAUAUUUUGAGUUAACACAGGAACGUGAAGUCCGGUUCAACCGACCUCUCGGUAGCAUUCAGAACCCGUAGCCUAACUAGCCCGCUGGCGCGUUACCACGCUCGCCAGGUAGCCUGCUAGCUUCUAUCGGGAGCUCUCCGUUAGCCGCUGUUAGCGCGAAGCCGCCGCGCGGUGAGUCUGUGACGUUUUGCCAGCUUGGUUUUUAUUAUUGUGGAUUUUAUCUGUAAAUAAUGUGGAAUUUUUUUUUGAAUAAUAUGUUUGAGGGGGGGGGGGGGGGCGUCACGGCCAGUUUUACAACGUACUGUACCGACUGGACAGAACUCAGAAGUCAACACUUUUCUAGUGAGCCUUUGUUAAAUUUUAUUGUGGUGGAAAAAUUAUUAUUAUUAAUAAAACAAUUUUAUUGUUCAACUUGA
This is a messenger RNA of Pseudoliparis swirei, 7346 nucleotides long. It is a transcript of the gene dyrk2, whose product is annotated as dual-specificity tyrosine-(Y)-phosphorylation regulated kinase 2. Gene Ontology annotation, cellular component: nucleus. Gene Ontology annotation, molecular function: ATP binding; protein serine/threonine kinase activity; protein serine/threonine/tyrosine kinase activity. The transcript has 7 exons. The record is from RefSeq and is a predicted model, not a curated record. Bases 44 to 1828 code for a protein of 594 amino acids. Gene Ontology annotation, biological process: peptidyl-threonine phosphorylation; peptidyl-serine phosphorylation. Lineage: Eukaryota; Metazoa; Chordata; Actinopteri; Perciformes; Liparidae.